AUGUCUGUGUCAACUCACUAUGACUAUUUGGAUCUCCCUUGUCAGGCUGGUCAAGAGUCGUUCCGUUCAAUAACCAGAUCGUACUACCGCGGCGCUGCAGGUGCGCUACUCGUAUAUGAUAUUACGCGAAGAGACACAUUUAACCACUUAACUACUUGGCUUGAGGAUGCUCGACAGCACGCAAGUCCUAAUAUGGCUAUUAUGCUAAUCGGAAAUAAGACUGAUCUGGAGUCGAAGAGAAAAGUGUCCAAAGAGGAAGGUGAACAAUUUGCCAGAGAAAACGGAUUGGUGUUUUUGGAAACAUCCGCUAAAACAGCUGAGAAUGUCGAGGAGGCCUUCAUCAACACCGCAAAACACAUAUAUACGAAAAUUCAGUCAGGAGAAUUCGACUUGUCUAAUGAGUCUAACGGUAUCAAGCUAGGUCCACAAGGACAAGCAUCGCAGCAAGCGGGUAGAGCCGGUGAACAAACUGGCGUCAGCAAAUGUUGUCAAUAGAUAAUAUUAAUUCCUUCUUUCGAAUUAAAAGGCAUAAAUCAGUCA
Messenger RNA from Sphaeroforma arctica JP610, 540 nucleotides. RefSeq lists its product as hypothetical. Gene Ontology annotation, cellular component: Golgi apparatus. Gene Ontology annotation, molecular function: GTPase activity; GTP binding. The transcript has 4 exons. Bases 1 to 495 code for a protein of 164 amino acids. Lineage: Eukaryota; Ichthyosporea; Ichthyophonida. The record is from RefSeq and is a predicted model, not a curated record.